Choloepus didactylus (southern two-toed sloth) is the source of this 2483-nucleotide messenger RNA. RefSeq names its product proteasomal ATPase associated factor 1 (gene PAAF1). The record is from RefSeq and is a predicted model, not a curated record. Lineage: Eukaryota; Metazoa; Chordata; Mammalia; Pilosa; Megalonychidae. Gene Ontology annotation, molecular function: protein binding. Bases 987 to 2126 code for a protein of 379 amino acids. The transcript is spliced from 12 exons.
UUUCUUACUGAUAUCUAGGUACUUUCUAUUCUGGAUGGUAAUCCUUAGUGUUAUGUUACAAAUAGGUAAUGUCUACUUCAUCUUUAAAGGUUCAACUCAGUUCCCUUCUCUUCUUUGAGACCUUUGCUGACAGCUCCACUCCACACUGCUUGCCCCCUCUAUGACCACAGAACUCAGCACACAUGGCCCCAUAGAGAUUCACCUUUAUAUAUGUUCCCAGUUAGCCCACUGUAAGCUUGAAGGCUGAAAUGGGAUUUUAUUGUCUUUUAAAUUAUUUCUCCUAUCUUGUCUCUUUCUUCCCCAAAAUACCAACACAAAACUCAAAGUAGAUUCUGGACCUACUAUACUUUGGAUUUGGUUUCCAAAGCAAUGUUUGCUGCUGACAAUGUGAGCAUAUGACCCUUUUCAUUUCAGCUUCUAUGGCAUUCCACUCUAUGCCUUACAUGGCUAAGUGGGAAGUAAUAGAAUAGGUAAAAUACUUCCACAGAAGAAACUUGAGAAGUUGUUCCAACUCUCAUGAACUAGAGAACACAGCACCCCUGAAAGGAGACAUUGUAAUUCAGGUCCAGCUAAUUAUUGUUAAGUGGGAAAACAAGCUCCAUGUUGACAGAUUUUCCAUCUUUCAAAAGCUGAAAGUCUGUAUUUUAAUGUUAAUUAUAAUUUUUAAGUGUUAGGCCAACAUCAUGCGUUUUUUGGGUUAGGAGUGUAUUGAGGUCAGACUCUGCAUCUGAUUAAUUCAGAAGUCUGGCAUAUAACGGGUAUUCAAUGUUUAUUGAAGAAAGUUUUUGCACUGUUUUGUUUCUCCCAUUAGACUGAAUGAAGCAUCCAGAACAACUGAUGAAAGAUAAAGGCACUUACGUCAUUGUCAUGAAUUUGUUAGUUGUCCCAGUGCUGUUUUAUUUCUCUCUUUCAAACUAGAGUCUACGCAUCAUGAAGGCAGAGACCAUGUUAUUCAUCACAUCAGCUUCCAACACAACACCUGGCAGAUGAAAAGGAAGGAUGAAGGGGAGGCCUGGCUGAGCUGUCAUCCCCCAGGGAAACCGACUUUGUAUGGCAGCCUAACUUGUCAAGGAAUUGGCCUAGAUGGCAUCCCAGAGGUUACAGCUUCAGAAGGAUUUAUUGUGAAUGAAAUAAACAAGAAAAGCAUUCAUAUUUCAUGUCCAGAGGAAAGUUCAUCAUCUAAAUUUUUGGCACCCAAUACCACCUUUUCCAGAAUUCAUGCCAAGAGUGUAACAUGCCUGGACAUUUCCAGUGGAGGAGGCCUUGGUGUAUCUGCUAGUGCUGAUGGGAGUAUGAAAAUCUGGCAGGCUGCCAAUGGAGAACUCAGAAGAGUAUUGGAGGGACAUGUGUUUGAUGUGAGUUGUUGCAGGUUUUUCCCAUCAGGCCUUGUGGUUUUGAGUGGGGGAAUGGAUGCCCAGCUGAAGAUCUGGUCAGCUGAAGAUGGUAACUGCGUGGUGACAUUCAAAGGUCAUAAAGGAGGUAUCCUGGAUACAGCCAUUGUUGAUCGGGGGCGGAAUGUGUUGUCUGGUUCUCGAGAUGGGACAGCACGACUUUGGGAUUGCGGGCGCUCAUCCUGCCUGGGAGUCCUUGCAGACUGUGGUUCUUCCGUCAAUGGACUGGCUGUGGGUGCUGCUGACAACUCCAUCAAUCUUGGCUCCCCUGAGCAAAUGCCCAGUGAACGGGAAGUUGGAACAGAAGGGAAAAUGCUGCUGUUGGCCCGGGAAGAUAAGACGCUUCAGUGCUUGGGACUACAGAGCAGGCAGCCAGUGUUCCUCUUUGUUGGCUCAGAUGCCUUCAACUGCUGUACUUUUCUCUCUGGCUUCUUACUAUUGGCUGGGACACAAGAUGGAAACAUUUAUCAGUUGGAUGUGAGAAGUCCAAGGGUUCCAGUGCAAGUUAUCCACAGAUCAGGAGCACCAGUUCUGUCCCUGCUGAAUUUCAGAGAUGGAUUCAUUGCUAGCCAAGGUGAUGGAAGUUGUUUCAUUGUCCAGCAAGACUUAGACUAUGUCAUUGAGCUCACCGGGGCUGACUGUGACGCUGUGUACAAGGUAGCCACAUGGGAGAAGCAGAUCUACACUUGCUGCCGAGAUGGUCUUGUACGACGCUAUCAGCUUUCUGACAUCUGACCCCUUGGAAAUCCUCAGAUAGUGAGAAUAUCACUCUUGAUCAACAAUGAGCUGAAACAUCAUCAGUCCUUCCCAAGGACUAUGGCCCUUUAUUGUCCUUGGCACAAGAAACUUGGCCACUCUGGUCCAUGAGGAACCAUCAUCCCAUAAUGAGAACUGCUUUGAACUGAGUAAGAAGCUCACCUGUGCUCACUGCAUUUGCCCCAAUUUACUUUUCCAUGUGUAAACUCACCCCAGCAACCCAGGGCAAGGGGAUGGGUGCUUACAGUUUGAUCUCACUAUAGUUGUGUUAUGUAUUUACAAGGACCAGAGAACUAAAGCCUGUUCUCUGCAGGAAAUAAAGGAAAUGUGUUUGGA